Mus caroli (Ryukyu mouse) is the source of this 1162-nucleotide messenger RNA. RefSeq names its product myozenin 2 (gene Myoz2). The record is from RefSeq and is a predicted model, not a curated record. Gene Ontology annotation, cellular component: actin cytoskeleton; Z disc. Gene Ontology annotation, molecular function: telethonin binding; actin binding; FATZ binding. NCBI's taxonomy places the organism in Eukaryota, Metazoa, Chordata, Mammalia, Rodentia, Muridae.
GAUGCCAGUCUUCUCAGAAAGGCUCAGUCCCCUGUUUGAGUCAGAUCGAGGGACCAUGCCGUUCCAGGUUCAAGGAUAAAACCCAUCGGGCCCAAGUGCCGUCAUAUUCCACCUUCAGUGCCUUCCUCCACAAUUGGGAUUCACCCCUGCUGAAAAGUGCAGCCUGACAGCAAGGGAACAAAAAAAUACUAUGCUAUCACAUAGCGCCAUGGUGAAGCAAAGGAAACAGCAAGCAUCAGCCAUCACGAAGGAAAUCCAUGGACAUGAUGUUGACGGCAUGGACCUGGGCAAAAAAGUUAGCAUCCCCAGAGACAUCAUGAUAGAAGAAUUGUCCCAUUUCAGUAAUCGUGGGGCCAGGCUGUUUAAGAUGCGUCAAAGAAGAUCUGACAAAUACACCUUUGAAAAUUUCCAGUAUGAAUCUAGAGCACAAAUAAAUCACAAUAUCGCCAUGCAGAAUGGGAGAGUUGAUGGAAGCAACCUGGAAGGUGGCUCACAGCAAGGCCCCUCAACUCCGCCCAACACCCCCGAUCCACGAAGCCCCCCAAAUCCAGAGACCAUCGCACCAGGAUAUUCUGGACCACUGAAGGAAAUUCCUCCUGAAAGGUUUAACACGACGGCCGUUCCUAAGUACUACCGGUCUCCAUGGGAGCAGGCCAUUGGCAGCGAUCCGGAGCUCCUGGAGGCUUUGUACCCAAAACUUUUCAAGCCUGAAGGAAAGGCAGAACUGCCGGAUUACAGGAGCUUUAACAGGGUUGCCACUCCAUUUGGAGGUUUUGAAAAAGCAUCAAAAAUGGUCAAAUUCAAAGUUCCAGAUUUUGAACUACUGCUGCUGACAGAUCCCAGGUUCUUGGCCUUUGCCAAUCCUCUUUCGGGCAGACGAUGCUUUAAUAGGACACCAAAGGGGUGGAUAUCUGAGAAUAUCCCUGUCGUGAUAACAACUGAGCCGACGGAAGAUGCUGCUGUACCGGAAUCAGACGACCUGUGAGAGGGAAGCUGGGGAUGCCUCAGGAAGUUCUGCACAUAAAAGCUGCUGUUGCUCUGCUUAGUGCAAAGCCAUUGGAGUUCCUCAUUACUAAAGUCACUCAAUAGCAGUUAAGUACAUUUCAUCUUAUGGCACUUAAUUUGAACUGAACAAUUAAAUUCCUAUUUUAAAAACCUUUAA